This is a messenger RNA of Pseudo-nitzschia multistriata, 1135 nucleotides long. Lineage: Eukaryota; Bacillariophyta; Bacillariophyceae; Bacillariales; Bacillariaceae. The record is from the annotation of a GenBank genome assembly.
GACACAUCGAGACACGGUGUCCACACAAUACCGUACAGCUCAGGAAAGCAAAGCAUUUUGGAAUAAAAGAAGAGGUCAUUGAAAACUGGGCAGAAUGAUGAAAUCAAAAUGUAUUUCACUUAUGUGGUGUAUUAGUAGCAUUUACGAAGUCAUAUUAAUAGAGAAGACUUGAAUUGAAAUGUGCUCUGCUGUAGAAUACCAAGAAAACGUUGGUUUCGUAGAAGAAUUUGUAGACAAUUCUUUGGCGGUUUCAACUAUUGCCACUAGCAUGCUCCAAUCAAUAGACUUUUCCUGUGCCAGUGCAUUCAUACUAAAAGGUGUAGAACCCAUUUGUUGUCAACUUGUUCCAUGUCGUAGGCGCACUAGAAUAAUGCAUGUCCACGUCCUUCUGCUCCGUCCGCAGUAUUUAUUUUGAACUUGUUUGCCCCGCACUCGUGCUGUUCACCUGCUGGGAGCCGAAGCAGACGCAACUGUGUCCACGACAAAUGCCGUAAUCACGGGAAUGUUCAGGUUGUCGUUUCCGAACGGAAGUCCUUCGGCGAUCGUGCACGCGAGGGCGCCUGCGAACAGCGUGGAAAGCGUAAACUCCACAGGGUUGCCAUCGGCCUCGUUGCCGUUGCCGUUGUCGUUGUCGCCGACCAACAGCAUCCCCCAGCCGAUUACCAGUGCGGUCCCGAAACACGCAAGGCAACCCGCCACCGACGAGGUCCGCGUCCCCCCGUUCUGGUCGGUCUCGAUCGUGUACAACCUGGGGGAACGAAUCGAGGACCCGAUCCACGAUGCCAUAGGAUCCGCCAGCGCCAGGCAUUCGACCGCGUAUCGAGCAAUCCGUAUGUCGCUCGUCACCAAUCCCGAUAUCGUGAUUGCGGUUCCGAUCAGGAAAUAAAAGGCUCCCGGGAGUACUUCUCCGGACAGUUCUUUGGGUCGCAGGAGGCCUCCGAAUGCCUUUAGGAACUGCUCGAAGAAAAAUGUUUUGGCUAGAUACAUGCCGAUCGAUCCGAUCAGCAGCAUCAGCAGUGAUAUCGAUUUAGGCAGCACGUACGAUAUUUGCACCAGCGCGUGCCCGGUUAGGGCGUGCUGGAAUCGCCGCUUCGUUUCUUUUUGUACGUUUGGUGCCCGUGCCACGAACCAUUGA